AGACUCGCAGCUGAUAUAAGGACGAGGUCUGUUCCGGUGAAAAGUGGCUGUCGCUGCCUCAAGGCAGGAGGUUUUUAACAGAGUUCGUUGUGUUUUAAUCAACGAAUGGACGUGUUUUUUUGAAGGACUUGAUGAUUUGACUGUACGAGACGUGGGGACCUCUGUGUUGUCCCUCUGAGUCCCGGGCUGUGUAGCGCCUCUCCCCCGCUGCCCGGCUCUCCAUCGACGGAGGAAACAAUGCAGGCCUAGCCAGCGGCUAACGGAGAAGCUAACCGGAUAGCGCUGGUGCAGCGGACCGCAGUGGGAUUUAAACCUCGGACGAAGUCGCUUUUCGACGCCGUAACUGCAUCUAAUCCACAAUGAGCUCUCAGCUGCAGGUCUUCUCCCCCCCCUCGAUUUCCACCAGUGCCUUUUGUCGUGUGAAGAAGCUGAAGGUGGAGAGCAAUGUUUGGGACGUGUCCACCACUGAGGCUUACAGCUCCAUAGCAGGCCAGGCAGCGUACACCUUCGCGCCUGCGAUGGCUGUGCCACCCUUCGCACCAUCCCUGGUCUUCCCCCCUGCAGCUCCUGGCUCCAGGGGUCAGGUGGUGGUGCGGGCAGCUGAUAGCACCGGCAGUCUUCCCCGUGGCUCCAGUCGACGUGUCGCCGAGCAGGCGAUGUCGUCUUCUUACACUCAUGCUGAGACAGCCGCAGAGAUGAGGGGGCACAGGCAUGGGCAGAAGAGAAAAAUGGAGGAGGCCACUGAAGGCAGUGGGAGUGGAUGUGGCAGUGUACAAAUAUUAGAGGAGCUCUCGGCACCUGCUGCAACUUACUCCACCCGUACAGGUGGUGGUGGAGGAGGGGGCACCGGCCAGUCUAUACCCCACUCGGCUCCAACCACAAAAAGCAGCAGCUCCAACGGUGAAGGAGAUUAUCAGCUUGUGCAACACGAGAUCCUCUGCUCGGUGUCCUGUAGCUACGAAGUGCUGGAGUUCCUGGGAAGAGGCACGUUCGGACAAGUAGCCAAAUGCUGGAAGCGGGGCACCAAUGAGAUUGUGGCCAUCAAGAUCCUAAAAAACCAUCCUUCAUACGCUCGUCAGGGCCAAAUUGAGGUGGGCAUCCUGAACCGGCUGAGUGCAGAGAACGCAGAUGAGUAUAACUUUGUGCGUUCGUAUGAAUGCUUCCAACACAAGGGCCACACCUGCCUGGUGUUUGAGAUGCUGGAGCAGAACCUGUAUGAUUUUCUCAAGCACAGCAAGUUCAGCCCACUCCCCCUACGGCACAUCAGACCCAUCCUACAGCAGGUGGCCACAGCGCUAAUGAAGUUAAAGAGCCUCGGUCUGAUUCAUGCAGACCUGAAGCCUGAGAACAUCAUGCUGGUCGACCCUCUCAGACAGCCCUACAGGGUGAAGGUCAUUGACUUUGGCUCAGCAAGUCAUGUCUCUAAGGCUGUGUGCUCCACCUACUUACAGUCUCGCUACUACAGGGCUCCAGAGAUCAUUUUGGGUUUGCCGUUCUGUGAGGCCAUUGACAUGUGGUCUUUGGGCUGUGUGAUAGCUGAGCUGUUUCUGGGUUGGCCUCUCUACCCUGGAGCCUCUGAGUACGACCAGAUUCGUUACAUCUCCCAGACUCAAGGACUACCGGCAGAGUACUUACUGAGCGCAGGCACUAAGACCAGCCGCUUCUUCAACCGAGGCCCUGAUUCCAGCUACCCACUCUGGAGGCUAAAGACCCCAUCAGAGCAUGAAAUGGAGAUGGGCAUCAAGUCCAAAGAGGCCAGGAAGUAUAUCUUCAACUGUCUGGAUGACAUGAUGCAGGUUAACCUGUCGUCUCAUUUGGAGGGGACGGACAUGUUGGCUGAGAAAGCUGAUAGACGAGAGUUUAUAGAUCUCUUGAAGCGGAUGCUCCGUCUGGAUGCCGACAAAAGAAUCACACCUACAAAAACUCUGGGUCACCCCUUUGUCACGAUGAGCCACCUCAUGGAUUAUCCCCACAGCUCCCAUGUGAAGUCGUGCUUCCAGAACAUGGAGAUCUGCAAGCGCCGGAGCUCCUACGAAAGUGGCAAAUCCUUGUACUCCACCAGUGCUGUCCCCAGUGCUUCAGCGGGCAACCUCACUGUUACCUUCAGUAGCCAACUCAACCAGCAUAACCAGGUGCCUUCCGCGGGGGGAGCGGUGCCUUUGCUGAACUACCAGCCGGCUCUGUAUCAGCAGGCGACCAUCAACAUUCCCGGGCUGGCUCAGCAGAGUGUGCCGAUUCCAACGCGUCCCGCUGGGCUGUGUAGCCAGACAGAACCCUUCCAGCAGACUCUCAUCGUCUGCCCACCCUCGACUAUUCAAGGUCUACAGACAUCCAAUAAAGGUUCCAGUUUCCCUGUGAGGAUGGAGAACUCUGUACCUAUUGUACCUCAGAACCAAUCUGCUCAGUCGUUGCAGAUCCAGCCGAGUAUGCUCACACAGGGUUCCUGCACACCCCUGAUGGUGGCCACCCUGCACCCACCCUCAGCAGGCAUAGCCCCCCAGUAUUCUCUGCCCCUCGGGCUGGGCACUGGGGUGGGUCGGCCCACCCUCCUGGAGCACACAGCCACAGUGCUGCAGGCUUGGCCCACUGGCACCCAACAAAUCCUCAUACCAUCGUCAUGGCAGCAGGUCCCAGGCGUGGCCAUUCACAGUUCCGCCCACCAGUCGAAUGUUGCUGGAUCUCCCCUGGAGACGCUUCACUCGGAUGCCGCCGCACAACAGGGACACAGCUGGAGGAGCACAACCCAAGCCAGGACUCAGCAGGAGAGGAAGAAGGUGAAAGCCAGACGUGGAGAGAACAGAAACAGGGGUCAAUCCGCUGCAUCAUUACUCAGCAGCAGUGGAAUCACCCCACCCGGUUCCAGCGCCACACUGUCCCAGCCGAUCAUCAUCUCUGACACACCCAGCCCGGCGGUCAGCAUUAUCACUAUUCACAGUGAUACCGACACUGAAGAUGAGCGCAAGUUCCAUCCCGCCAGUGUUGGUCUGAGCCAGCGCACCAAUGUUAUCAGCUGUGUGACGGUGCACGACUCUGACUCGUCCACGGCCAGCCCCCUGACUCCUCUUCCCCGCACACUUAACCCGGCUAGCACCGUGUCCUCACGCCAAGUCAAGUCUCUGGCAGUGGUGGCACCUUCAGUCAAAACCCAGGGCUCCGAGAGGGGAGCGGCUUCACGCGGACGCCCGGAGACUGUGAACUACAUAAAGCCCAAAAGAUCCAACCGUCCGCCGUGCAGUUCAGGGGAGAGCCUGGCACAUCACGGACUGGUGCCGAGCCAGUCACACCCCUUAAACCUCAGCCAGGUUCAGCCGGUGGUUUCUUCAUCUCAGGAGCGUACAGGGGCACCGCACGGCGACUCAUCUCUGCGUCGCCAGCAGACGUUCCCUCCGGCCAUUUCGGCCUCUCACUACAACUUCCCCGAGGUCGCCGCGCUGGCGUCCGCCUCGGCCCCCGGCCCCAGUCUGUACACUUACCCAGCCUCCAGCGCCCUGUCCUCUGCGUCUCAGGCCAUGGAGCAGCUGCUGGGCCGUGGUCACAGCAGCCACGGACACUCCCCCUCCACCUAUGCAGCAACGUACACCUCAUCCUCCUCCUCCAGGAGAGACUCGGCCAGUCGCAGGGAUUCCGUCAGUAGUCUGCUGCACGGCCUCCCCGCAGCCUACCAGCAUCAGUUCGCCACUGGUUCACCCUAUAUCAGCGUGACACCCCGGGCCGAGGCCUACACUGCGUACCAGCUGAGUCCCAGGCGCCUCACGCAGUACCCUUACCUAUAAGGACACACACACACACACACACACACACACACACACACACACACACACACACACACACACACACACACACACACACACACACACACACACACACACACACACAGAGAGAGAACAAAGAAAAGAAAAAAUCUGCUUCCCACAUAGUAUCACAAAGGGACAUUUAAACUGUAUUUCUAAUAGAAUAACUGUCGGUCACUUAUUCGUUUGCUGCUUUUGUCCACGAGGCAGACUUUCACCUCCAAGCUGUGGACUGUUUUGAGUGUUUUUUUGAAAUGUUCUUUAGUAUUAUUUGAUAUCGUAUCAGUUAAUUUUUCCCUAGAAAACAUUGUUUAUAACCCAUAUUUUAUCCCCGUCUUAUCCAAUUAUGGCAUUGGUAAAUGUAUUUUACGCCUGUUAAUCUUGAGGUUUUUGUGUGAAGAGAGAUUUUCCUCCUGUCACAAGCUGCGACGACACUUUAGGCUUUUAGACUCUCGACUAACGAGGCUGACAAAGUAUUCAGUCACGAGCCCCUGCGUUUUUAGCAAAUAUAAUAAUGACUGUACCAUACCCAUGUCUGUUUACUCUCAAAUGUCUUUUACUAUGUUUAUUAAAUUAUGUUAUGUCAGUGUGAGGAAGGAAGAGGACUGUCCCUGAUGUGGAUCAAGAGAAAGGUGUGGUAAAAACUGUGAUGGAUACAUGUUAAUUUAAGUGCACAUGUGAUAGUCUUUUAAUGUAGUGACAUUUAGACGGGAUUAGUCAUGUUUUCUUUUCUUUUUAACUGCAUCAACUGAGUGCUGAAUGUAUUUAUGAAGUACAGAAGAGUGGGAUCACCAUCCUGAGGAGUGACGUGAAAAGCUUUUCUUUUAAGUUGUUAAAAAAAAGGAAAAAUAUCUUUUCCCCCUUACUUUCCUUGAAAUAUGACAAAUCCAUUUACACAUGGACUGAAAAUAAUCCUCUAUUUCUGUGAAUCCUGAUUGUGUAGGACCUGCUCAUUAUUAAAAUUGAUAAAAAGCCAGUUAACCAUUUCUAUAUAUAUAUAUAUAGUUUUCAUGGGGGCUGUUAAAUUUUCUCCCCUGGACACUUUGGAAAUGCCCACUAAAGUUUUAACAAACUCCCCCACACUGCUGUACGAUGUGUGAUGGAUCUAAUGGGUUGCAAACUACUGGCUAAUGAGCUUAGUGGUCAGUGUCUGACGAGAAGACACGAGCUUUGAAAUGUCACCACUGAUCAAAGUCAAUCUCUUGCAGCUUUUCCUGCCCCCAUGUGUUUAGUUAGGAGGUGAGUAUUUGGAUGGUUUCUGUGGAUAAAACAUUUGUUUUCCUUAUCUCAAUCCUUCCCUGUUUGCAUCCGUUUUGUGUUGUAAAGUCUGAAUAUUUAACUGUAUUUCAUCUUAACAUAGUAUAGUUAAGAGGCUGUUUGGUAGAACUAAUUCAGGGAAAAAAGGUUUCAGCUCAAAUAAUCCACUGUCACUGUUUUCAAUAAAAUAACCAAACUCACAAA
Messenger RNA from Scophthalmus maximus (turbot), 5252 nucleotides. RefSeq names its product homeodomain interacting protein kinase 1b (gene hipk1b). Gene Ontology annotation, biological process: peptidyl-threonine phosphorylation; peptidyl-serine phosphorylation; intrinsic apoptotic signaling pathway in response to DNA damage by p53 class mediator. The coding region runs from base 360 to 3773 and encodes 1137 amino acids. NCBI's taxonomy places the organism in Eukaryota, Metazoa, Chordata, Actinopteri, Pleuronectiformes, Scophthalmidae. Gene Ontology annotation, cellular component: nucleus; cytoplasm; PML body. Gene Ontology annotation, molecular function: protein tyrosine kinase activity; protein serine/threonine kinase activity; ATP binding. The transcript is spliced from 18 exons. The record is from RefSeq and is a predicted model, not a curated record.